UGUGCUUCCAAAACACACACACACACGCACGCACGCACGCACGGAGAGAGUGAAAGCGCGAGCGAGUGUUCUCAAGAAAGGAGCAGUAGGAUGCGCACCGUGUAUGAUUGUCGUGCGGGUACCACGUUUUAUUCUUGUACUUUUAGAAGUGUUUUAUCACACUGUAAAGAAUUUAAACACGCUUUUGGCAUUCUUUUUGUGGGAAGUUGGGACUUGGAACGGACUGGCCCGGAAUACACUCCAUGAGACCGGCGGAACACUCAUAGCAGUGACACUUGGAAAAAGGACCUCUUCAGGCUAGAGACACCACAGAUUGAAAGAGAGGCAGAGGGUGUUUGAGAGAACCACAGUGCCAGUGUGUGUGAAAAAGGGGGAGGGAUGUAUGGCACAUUCAUACUCUCUUCUUUUCUUUUCUCCCUUCAUGCAAGUUGCACUCCACAGUUCCACGUUCAUCAUGGGAGGAGAGUAUGUGCUGGGAAAGCUGACAGAGUAGUUUCCAGCACAGAGUCCUUCCUCCAGCCUGUACACAAGCCCUACCUCACCAUGUGUCCAAACCAGCGUGUCUGUAGCACAUACAAGACGGUGUAUAAAGUCUCCUACAGACAGGUGAGCCGGUUAGAGAUGAGCUCCCACGUUUACUCACAGUGUUGUCCAGGAUGGCGACGUGUCCACUCACUUAACUGUGAUCAGGCUGUAUGUGUGCAGGCAUGUCUUAAUGGUGGUUCCUGCACAAGGCCAAAUCACUGUGCAUGUCCCACUGGCUGGACAGGACGUUACUGCCAGAUAGAUGUGGAUGAGUGUAAGGUGGCACAUGGCUGCAGUCAACAGUGCAUGAACUCUGCGGGAAGUUAUCAGUGUGUGUGCGCUGACGGAUUCCGUCUGGCUGAAGACAGACGAUCUUGUUUAAGCCUUUGUCCUCUUCCUCUUCCUCCUCAUCCAACUGUAGCUACUCAGCCCAAAGUAGACAACUACUUACCCACAAAUAACAAUAGAGGUGAAGCUGUGGAACUGGUGGCAAAUGUUACUGAAGAAGUCCAGAUCCUCAGAAACAGAGUAGAGCUGCUGGAACAGAAAUUGGAGAUGGUUCUUGCUCCAUUUUCCACUCUCUUUCCUCCAGAAGAGGAUGUGGCCAGCAGAAAUGGCUUCCUGUUAGACAGGACUGAGUUCCUGUCAGACCAAAACAACUUCCUGUCACACUCACUGCGGCAGUUGGACAGAAUUGACUCUCUGAGUGAGCAGGUCAGCUUCCUGGAGGAGCGUCUGGGAACAUGCUCUUGCCGAGAAAAUUAGACAACAAAACAAGGCACACCUGCAACUGAACACACCCUGAGUUCAACUUUGUGAGAAACAACAGUAAAACAGACCUAAAAUCGGCAAUUCUUCGCCCAUCAACCCUGUCUUCAAAUACAUUAUAUGUUAAAGAAUAUGUGGACACACACAUUUUAUAUACUAUAUAUAUAU
Messenger RNA from Silurus meridionalis, 1461 nucleotides. It is a transcript of the gene egfl7, whose product is annotated as EGF-like-domain, multiple 7. Gene Ontology annotation, molecular function: signaling receptor binding; calcium ion binding. The transcript has 9 exons. NCBI's taxonomy places the organism in Eukaryota, Metazoa, Chordata, Actinopteri, Siluriformes, Siluridae. The coding region runs from base 379 to 1290 and encodes 303 amino acids. Gene Ontology annotation, cellular component: cell surface; extracellular region. The record is from RefSeq and is a predicted model, not a curated record. Gene Ontology annotation, biological process: anatomical structure development.